AUGCCUAUUCCUGACCUCUCACACAACUACCUCACAGGUCCCCUUGCAAUCACCACGCAAUUCAAAAUGGACCUGGCAAGCAACUACCUGUCGGGGGCUCUAUCAAAAUCCAGCUGCCACCAGCACAACAUCAUCGCCAAUUGCUUCACACUGCACAAUGCCUGUAGCUCUCAGCUGCAAAGGCCAGCAGCAGAGUGCAUGGCGUUUUGCGGCAUCACCAACGCUACUUCUGCGUGUGAUGGUCAAGGUCAAGUUCGUGCGACUAGUUAUCCAGACGGGCCGAGCUUGGUGCCGGCGUGUAUGUGUGACUCGGGGUUUCUGCACCUUCAAGGACACACCUGCGUUGCUGAAGGCUGGGUGAAGGCGCUCCCUACCAGAGGCGCUAUUCUCCCUCCUUUCACCGCGCUCACCAAAGGAACCACGCGGGAAACGGCAGGGAAGUUCAUGGCAAAGCCACUGACCCUGUUUGCAUACCCGACCGCCAUGACCCAGACCCAGCGAUGCGGUGUGGAGCUCGCUUUCUCUGUCAACUUCACCUUCUCCCUCGUUCCCCAGUCUGGCGCUGCAGGGUCCAACGGCUUUGCGUUUGUGAUUGCAGCCAAGGCCAAGGUGGGGAAGGGUGACGGCGUGGGGUAUGGCGGGGUGGGAGCGCGGAGCCUAGCGGUGGAGUUUGACACGUUUCAGAAUGGCAACCACAGCGACGUGAGCAGGCAGCACGUGGGGUUGAACAUCAACGGCUUGGAUCGAUCCGUGGUCUCUGAGCUGUCUCCAUACACUCUCACCGAUGGCAAUGCGUACACGGCAUGGGUGGACUAUGAGCCUGGAAACCCCGGCAGCAUCCAGGUGUUUCUAGCUGACUCCAGGAUAAAGCCACAGGAGCCGCUGCUGCAGAAAGAGUUCUCUCUGUGUGCGGUGCUCCAGGGUGGUGUGCGGCAGGGCGCAUUUUUCUUUGGGUUUGUGGCGUCCACUACGGUGAAGCCGUUCCAGCUGCAUGGCAUUGUGCGCUCUGCGGUGCAAACAGGCGUUUUUCCACCCAAGUCAGUCCGCAUCAAAGAGCAAGCCCGCGGCCUCGCACUCUCAUCGGCCACAUACGCGCCACGGCGAGCCAGCCCGUUCAUGCGGUAUGUGAGCACGGACUACGAGCUGGCGUCCAACAGUGACGACUCGUGGCGCAUCCGUGACUUCCACACCUGGAACUCCUUGGACUUCCUCCAAUGGCCCGUCAAGGAUCAGGCCGAUUGCAAUGCAUGCUGGGCGUACGCGGUAGUGGCGAGCAUAGAAGCAGCAUACGGCAUUGCACGGCAUGAGAGUGCUCCCCAGCUAUCAGUGGAGCCACUCUUCGCAGCCUCAGGGCUGGCUGAUUCCGACAAGUGCUCCGCUGGAGGCUCACCCACUGAGGCUUUUGAGAAGCUCGUCGCUCUUGAUGCUGGGAGUGGGCUGACUGGGGUCAGUGAUUGGACAGCAAAGUACCCCAUCCAGGGCUUUGAGCGCACAUCGUUCAAGGGGUAUGUGGGGCUCAUGCUGGCGGUGCGGCGGCAACCAGUGGUGGUUCACAUCGAGGCUUCCGCUGACACGUUUGUUGGCUACGACGGGACGUUCAAGUACCAGGAUCCGGAGUGCUACACCGGCAAUCUGAACCACGUUGUACUCGUUGUUGGCUACCUCAUUAAUAGAAACGACGGCAGCCAGAACCGCAUUGCUCCGCCGUUUUGGAUUAUCCGCAACUCAUGGGGAGAGGAGUGGGGAGACAGGGGCCACAUGCGCAUGGACAUUCAGGGAGGGGAUGGCGUGUGUGGCAUCAACGUGCUGCCUGGCAUCUACCCCAUUGUCAAGAUGGAUGUGUGUGGGUCAUACGUGGGCGCAUGCAUCAACGAUGGCAGAGGCUCCUACGCUUGCAUCUGCCCUCCCAACUACGUUGAAAGCUCAACUGUAUUUGACACCCCCAGAUGCGAUCCAGCUAACAGCACAGCCACCAACAUGACAGUCACUGGAGACAACUGGUUAUGCUCAGAUGUUUAUCCCCUUGUUGGACUCUCACUGGCUGAUUUCACACUCCACAAUGCGGCUAUAGACUGCAGUGGGCCACUGCCCAGAGGCACCGUCCUCCAAGUGAAUGGCACACCCGCCACACCCUGCACUGCCUUCUUCUACUCCCUCCAUGGAGAGCUCUGUUCCACCAUCAGCGAUCUCACCAACUUGGACGAAGCUUCCCUUCCCGCGCUCAACCCCGGCCUUGACUGCUCCACGCCCAUCAAUGCGGGCCAUUCGGUGUGCAUUGAGCGCAACGCUGCAUUCGCGUUCACCGUUCCCGAGUGUGUGAAGCACGGCAUACUCACUCCUCAAGACACGUGCGACCGGCUGCUUCAGAGGACCGUCAGUGAGCCUAACCUGAGCGCUGACCACUGGGCUGAGCUGUACCGCAACAACCCUGGCCUGACUUGUGCUGACAGUAUCCCUGCCUCUGCCUCUGUUGUUGGCAGCAAGAUUGGUGUGCAGGUUUGUCUUCGGGCGGAUUAUUGGUCUUUCAAGCUGGGAUUCUGCAAGAAGGGGAGGGUCAAGCCAGUCUCGCCAUCAAUGGCAUGUUCAGCUGCUUACCGAUUUUACAGCGGAGCCACAACCACAGCUAUAUCAAGAUUCUACGAGUAUAAUGCUAGACUCCUUCGAUGCGGAGGAUCGAUAUCCGAAGAAGCCUUCGUCACAGUCGUCAUCACUGACCUCGGUCCUCAUUGGUGCUCCACUCGAGCUAUUCUCCGAGCUCACGGGAAGAUCUCCGAAACGGCACUCUUUCGCUUUUCAUACUCAACGACGCUACAACAACAACAACAACAACAACAACAACAACAACAACAACAACAACAACAACAACAACAACAACAACAACAACAACAACAACAACAACAACAACAACAACAACAACAACAACAACAACAACAACAACAACAACCGGCAAAACAAACAUCAAGCACAACGACACAGGGACUUGGUUACAACUUACUCAGCAUCAGCCAAUUGAUGGCAAAGGGAAUUCAUCGCGAAGCAGACAGCACCACUCAGGAGUUCAAGCUGUACCACGGGAAGGGUGGACUCUACAUCAGCAAAGCAGUCCUGAAGAAUAAUGUCUUCGUCCUUGACUUCGUUCCAGACCAAGGCACCGCCGACAGCGACGCCAUCGUCAACUUCACCUCUUGGACACACCCGCCAGAUCUCGACCCCGACUUUAGUCCUGGAGGAUUCUGGUACUCACAUACUAUACCUGAGGCAGAACGAACAAGAGCGUUAGCAACAAUUCGACAAACAUCAGCAGAGACAACAUCAGCAGCAGCAGAAACAACAUCAGCAGCAGCAGAGACAACAUCGGCAGUAGCAGAGACAACAUCAGCAGUGGCAGAAAUAACAUCGGUAGCAGCGAUAGCAGAAACGCCACCGGCUACAACACCAAUUGCUGGUCCUUCAAGAGCACCAGUCCUCAUCGUCGAUACGCCACCGACUCCCGCACAGCAGCUAGCUCCCACUCCACGAGAAAUCUACAGAAGCACCAACUUCACCGCAGGCUUCUACUCCAACUCCGACCUGUGCAGGCGUUCACCAGGACACCGCGCCAGCGAAUCAAUCUAG
Molecule: messenger RNA, 3615 nt
Organism: Closterium sp. Yama58-4
Lineage: Eukaryota; Viridiplantae; Streptophyta; Zygnematophyceae; Desmidiales; Closteriaceae
Source: the annotation of a GenBank genome assembly